AUGUCGAGUCCGGCUGAAACUGCAACCACUAGCAGUCAAGGUAAGAGUCCUGAUGUUCGAUCUACAAGCACACCUGAUAGAGCGCUCGGCUCUAAAGCAGAAGCUUUGAAUAAAGAACCCCUUCUCAACCCCCCCUCGAAUAUGAAUAAAAAGGCCUCCUCAGUCAAGAGUGCAUGCUCUAAGACCUCCCGUAGAAACAGCCAAGUUUCCCGCGGAAACUCCUUGAAACAAGUCGGUCAAAACUGUCGGUCGUGUUCUUCCGUGGACAAUAGUCGUAUGGUACAGUGUGAUGACUGCGAUGAGUGGCAUCAUUUUAGUUGCGUCGGUGUCGAUAGUACAAUCGAAUCGAAACCGUGGCGAUGCGCGAAGUGCAACCGGAAAGUGAAGAAACGUAGCUCUGGUAAACAGACAAAAGCGCUCAAGGGUACAGUUAACAUGAAAGCUACUGGUGUUUUGAGACGAGGUACUUCCGCAGAAAAAGUAGGUCAUCAAGAGAAAGAUACUUGCAAGGUGGUUAAGUCAUCGGAUGCUGUAUCGGUCGCCUCAGCUACGUCGAGACGGUCGUGUAGGGAGCGUUUGGAAUUGCAACUGCGUCGAAUCGAAGCUGAACAGACACUGCUAGAGGAGAAGAAAAAGUUGCUGAAAAAGCAGUUUAGUGUUCUUGAGGAACUGGCGGAUCUCGACGAGAAAGAAGCGGAAGCUGAAUUAGAUGGAGAGAAAAGUGUUUCCAAGGUUAAAGACUGGCUGAACGAGAAGGAAGAUGGUACUGAAAGUGAAUAUUCGGGCGAUGAGGAAAUCGAUGAGGAAGAGUUACUGGAUAGCAGUGACUAUUCGGAAGAAGAGGAAGAAGAACCACCGGUGAAGAAUUCGUCUACAUUCCAGCCGAGUAAGCGGUCAACGCCAAGGGAAGGUCACCGGAGCCAGCGGAGGAUGCUUACAACUAGCAACCAGUUUAACUGUAGCCUAAACCGUAACCAGAUUGCCGCACGCCAAGUGGUCGCGAAAGAUUUGCCCGUGUUUUCAGGGAAUCCCGAGGAUUGGCCGCUCUUCUUUUCUACCUACGAAAGUACGACGCGCAUGUGUGGUUACACGGAAGACGAAAACAUGAUUCGACUGAGAAGUUGUCUGAAAGGAGAUGCCUUCGCUGCAGUUCGGAGCUUUUUGCUGCACCCGUCUACUGUUGAGAAAGCGGUAAAUGCACUCAAACUCAGGUUUGGUCAGCCGCGAGUAGUGCUACAGUCUAUAAAAGACAAGGUGCUAGCCAUGCCGGUUUUGAAAGCUGAUUCGCUGAACAAAACUAUCGAUUUUGCGUUAGCCGUUCAAAACUUCGUGGCAACAAUUGAGGCCUGUGGAAGCAAGGAGUAUAUGCGGGACAUUUCAUUGCUUAGUGAGCUUGUUGGAAAGCUUCCCGCCGCUAUGAAACUGGAGUGGGCAAGAUACACAAGGAGCUUACGUAGGGUGAACUUGGUCGCCUUUAGUGAAUGGCUCUAUGGUAUUGCCGAAGAUGCCUGCUUAGUCUCAGAGCCGCGAAAAAACCAGGAGGUCAGAAGCCAGGAAACAUACAAAGCACCGAAAGGCUACGUUAGCACGCACACUGAGCACCAAAGCUGGAGGAGCGACGAUUCAUCCGGCCCCGGUAGCAGUACGCAGAAGAUGGUUAGUGAACCCGAGAAGCUUCCCGCUGGAACUUGCGUGAGCUGUAAGGGUGAUUGCGUGUCACUAGCUAAAUGCAAACGAUUUUUGGAUUUAUCUUACGACGGAAAGUGGGCGACAGUUCGCGAAAAUAGAGUGUGUCGCAAAUGCUUGAAGCAACACAAGGGAGGCUGUGCCUCAAGGGAUUGUGGAGUAAACGGCUGUAACUUCAAGCACCACUCACUGUUGCAUAAGGAGCUGCACGCAGAGUCGCAGAUCGUCAACACUAAUCUGCCGCGCGAGGCGCAGUCUUGCAACACUCAUCAAGCUGGAUCCAGUGCCGUGUUGUUCCGCUAUAUUCCGGUAAUAGUAUAUGGCAACGGGAUCGUAGUACACUGUUACGCUUUCCUGGAUGAUGGAUCUUCGCUAACUCUAAUGGACCAGGACCUAGCCGAAGAGCUUAACCUUACAGGAGAGCGCAAUCCACUAUGUCUUAGAUGGACGGGUGGGACACAUCGUUCCGAAAAAGAUUCACGCAAAGUUGCACUGGACAUCUCCGGACUAAAAGGGAAACGCUUCCACUUCGAAGACGUCCGAACCGUGAGCGAACUCCAACUUCCAUGUCAAUCGCUUGAUGUGGAGCAACUUCAAUCUGAGUACCGUUACCUGAAAGGUAUCCCUGUACAAUCAUACAGUGGUGUGCGCCCCCGUUUGCUGAUCGGAGUUCAACAUGCCUACGCGACGCUCGUUAGGAAAAGUCGAGAGGGGAAGGUUGGCCAACCGAUCGCGAUAAAUACAAACCUCGGGUGGACGAUCUACGGUGGAGCUCCGCAAGGUCAGUCGGUAAGCAUGCUACACUACGUUUACCAUGUUAACACAUGUGUCAACGACACCGAAAGGCUGGACGAUGGCCUGGACCGCGCCGUAAAGGAAUACUUUUCGAUUGAGAGUCUAGGUGUAACUUAUCCAAAUAAGGAAAUCCGAUCCCGCGACGACGAACGCGCCAUGCAACUACUGCACGAUCUUACUCAGUUCAACGGAGAAAGGUAUGAAACGGGCCUGCUAUGGAGAAACGUGGACACGAAAUUGCCGAAUAGCAAGCCUAUGGCCCUAAAGCGGUUCUACAGCCUACAACGGCGCAUGGAAAAGGACCCAGACCUGGCGCGGACCCUGGACGAGAAGCUAGUGGAUUAUCUGAGCAAAGGUUACAUACGCAAGUUAACGGCAGAGGAGCUGGCGGAGAGCCAUGAGCGUAUCUGGUAUCUACCAGUCUUCCCGGUGUUUAACCCUAAUAAACCGGGUAAAGUCAGACUUGUCUGGGAUGCGGCUGCUACGAUAAACGGAGUCUCGCUGAAUUCAGCACUGCUUACUGGUCCUGAUCUACUCACUCCCCUAGUUUCCAUUCUCUACAAGUUCCGCGAAUCUCGUUUCGCGGUAUGCGGCGACAUUCGUGAAAUGUUCCACCAAGUCGGAAUGCGUGGCGAAGAUCAACAUAGUCAGCGAUUCCUGUGGUGGGACAGCGAAGAUAGAAAUAAUAUCAAUACUUAUGUGAUGCAGGUAAUGACCUUCGGAGCAUGCUGCUCACCGGCGAGCGCUCAGUUUGCCAAAAAUCUGAAUGCGGAGCGCUUCAGCGAGAAGUUUCCAGCCGCUACAAAGGCGAUUGUACAAUGCACGUACGUAGAUGACAUGCUGUGCAGUGGAGAAACGGAGCAAGAGGUCAUCGAGUUGGCUAAAUCGGUCCGGUUUAUACACAGUGAAGGCGGAUUCGAGAUCCGUAAUUGGACAUCGAAUUCACCUGCAGUUCUCGCGGGAAUUAGUGGUGAAUCAUGCAUAGAAAAAAACCUCGAUCUAGGGUCUAGUAUGGCGACUGAAAAGGUACUAGGCUUAUGGUGGUGUACUGCAACAGAUUGCUUCACUUUUAAGAUAAACUGGAGCAGGCUGGGAGAUGAUCUACUGAAGGGUGAGCGCUGUCCUACGAAACGCGAAGUCCUUCGUAUUAUGAUGUCCAUAUAUGACCCAUUAGGGCUUGUAGCACAUUAUCUCAUGUACCUGAAGGUCUUGCUGCAGGAGAUUUGGCGAUCUGGUGUCGGCUGGGAUGAGAAUAUUGAUCAGAAAUGCCUCGCAAAGUGGCAGGUGUGGCUUAGACUGCUUCCAGAAAUUGAAAAUUUAAAAAUUCCGCGCUGUUAUAGGCUCUGCACGUCGGCUAGGAAUCGAACGGAAGUUCAACUCCAUACCUUCGUCGACGCUGGCGAGAAUGGGAUAGCAGCCGUCGUAUAUCUUCGCUUCGCAGAGGAUGGGAUAGUUGAGUGCUCACUUGUUGGCGCAAAAACCCGCGUAGCUCCGCUCAAAUAUCUUACUAUACCGAGACUGGAGCUUCAGGCGGCAGUGAUUGGAGCCAGGAACGUGCUUUCGUGGAUUCGUGCCGAUCAUCGCAAGUACAGCCAAUUCGUAGCUACGCGUAUUAGUGAGCUUCUGGAUCUAACAAAAGUGUCUGAUUGGAACUGGGUUCCAUCUAAGUGGAACGUAGCUGAUGAAGGGACGAAAUGGCAGAGUCGACCAUCACUAAAGAGUGAUAGCAGAUGGUACAAAGGACCCGAGUUCCUUUACCAGUGCGAAGAGGAAUGGCCAGCGUUACCCGAAAAAAUAGUAGAGCCUGAGGAAGAAUUGCGUGCCAAUGUUCACGUGCACGUCGUCGCCGAAAAGUUAGCCAUCCAAAUGGAGAGAUUCGGCCAUUGGAGACGUCUCGUUCGUGCGACAGCAUACAUCUUUCGUUUCAUUAGGAACACUCGACCAAAGCUCUUUACGCAGAUUGAAGGUGGUCUCACGUGCGAAGAAAUACGUGAUGCUGAAGACUUUCACAUUCGUGCCGCACAGCUGGAUACCUUCCGGGACGAGCUCCUGGUCCUAAAGCGAAAUGACCUCAAGUCAGCCUUACCCAAGCGGAGUCCACUGUACAAACUCAACCCAUUCGUUGAUGAACGCGGAUUGCUGCGUAUGCGAGGCAGAACAGGAUUGUGCGAAUACCUGUCCCAAGAUACCGUGAACCCCGUUAUUCUUCCCCGAGAUCACCAAGUCACUGACCUCAUCGUUAGAAAUUACCACGACAAGUUCCACCACCGGAACCACGAGUCGGUUAUCAACGAAAUCCGACAAAGGUUCUGCAUCAGUCGGUUACGACGAGUGUAUGCUAAAAUAAGAUUUAAUUGUCAACACUCUGCUCCUCACAUGGGUGGGAGCUGGGAACGACUCGUCCAAUCCGUCAAGCGAAACCUGUCCGAAAUGAAGCUGCCCACCCGUCCAACCGAUGAGGAACUACGAAACGCGUUAAUCGAAGUAGAAGGCAUCCUCAAUGCACGACCACUUACACACGUGCCCGUCGAAGACGAAGCAGCACCGGCGCUCACCCCAAACCACUGGCUUUUGGGUAGCUCCGAUGGUUCCAAACCAUGGUCUCUCUUGAACGAGGACUCCAUUGCGCUGCGACGCGGGUGGCACUCAUCUCAAAAGUUCGCGAACCAAUUCUGGACUAGAUGGCUCCGGGAAUACCUUCCGGAAAUCACUAGGCGUUCUAAAUGGCACGAGAAGGUCCCACCGAUUACCAAAGGAGAUAUCGUGCUUAUUGUCGAUCCAAACUCACCGAGAAACUGUUGGCCAAAAGGGCGUGUCAUUGGGACGGUGAAUCACAAUGGACAGGUGCGGACAGUGACCAUUCAAACGGCGAAUGGCGUGUACGAGAGACCGGCGGUCAAGGUUGCGGUGCUUGACGUUAGAAGUAAGGAGGAGUUAGCAGACUCAGAGGCGGAGUCAGCAAACUGGGGGGGAGUGUCAAUGAACCACCCUCUGGAUCAGAGCACAACGAACGCACUCCAACAGUAA
Messenger RNA from Sabethes cyaneus, 5508 nucleotides. RefSeq lists its product as uncharacterized. The transcript has 3 exons. The record is from RefSeq and is a predicted model, not a curated record. Bases 1 to 5508 code for a protein of 1835 amino acids. NCBI's taxonomy places the organism in Eukaryota, Metazoa, Arthropoda, Insecta, Diptera, Culicidae.